Molecule: messenger RNA, 1482 nt
Organism: Verticillium alfalfae VaMs.102
Lineage: Eukaryota; Fungi; Ascomycota; Sordariomycetes; Glomerellales; Plectosphaerellaceae
Product: EFR3
Exons: 2
Coding region: 1-1482 (493 amino acids)
Biological process (GO): protein localization to plasma membrane
Cellular component (GO): plasma membrane
Source: RefSeq, a predicted model, not a curated record
AUGAACGCCAUUGCGCAAAAGUGUCGGCCGAAACACCAGGUCCUCGUGCUCAAAUGCUACCCACGCACCACAAAAGGCGCUGUCGAUGUCAAGCCCAAUUCCAGCGAGCUCAGCUACCUGCUCUUUUAUGCCACCUCGCGCCGGUCCAAGAUCCAAAAGAUCGGGAGCUUCCUCGAGAAGAAGACGGCCAGUGACGUCUGGCGACUGCGCAUCGGCAAUGUACAGGUAACCCUGCAGAUCCUCGCGGCGCUCAUCGAAAAGUCGCCCAAGGACCUCCCCCUGUUCGCCAGCAAUGUCCUCAAGAUUUUCGACCUUAUCCUGGGGUCCAAGGACAUCACCAUGGCCAAGUCAUCCAUCCCCACCUUUGAGGCCUUCUGCGAGAAUCACGACGUCUCCUCUUCCUUUGCCGACCAGGGCUACCUAGCUCAGUACGAGUCUGUGGUCCGCUCCUACGCGACCCUCGCCUCGACCCGCCAGACACCAGGCAAGGGCACACCGAGCCAGGCCGUCGUCAUGAAAUGGAGGACUGUCGGGCUCGAGGCCAUCAGGAGUGUAUGUUCCUCGGACCCGCUGUCCUCCGUCGCCGGACGGCAGCUUGCCGCCAUUGUGCCCAUCAUUCUCGAGAACCUCUGGCACAACGACGACACGUUCCUCGAUGUGCUGCUGUCGCGCGUGCAGUCGGAAGAGAAGUCGGACGCCGACAAGCCCAUGCGCCGUAGAACGAGCGUCACCACUGUCAAGACGAGCGACACGGCCGGCGACACGAACCACAUAGCUCUCGUCGGCACCGCCCUCGACGUCGACAAGCUCGCCGAGGAGGACAUUGGUGUUCUGGCCCUCCAGUGUCUCAAGCAGAUUUACAUCGUUCCAAACCAGCCGCAGAUCCACAGCGCAACGUCGUCUUUGCUCAAAUUCGUCCUCGACAGGGUCGCCCAGAACGAGACGGUCAUCGAUGCUGGAGAAAAGCCUGGCAGCGAGCGUGGUUGGGCCAUCCAGAUUCUGGCGACGGUGGCACGCUGGGCCCCUGUCCAGGAUCGAUACAUCAUCCUGGUCACGACGAUGGACCACAUCUCGCGGUUGCCCCUGACAGAGGAGAACCUGCAGCAGCACAUUGUGCUGGCCAUCAUGGUCAGCUCUCUACUGCAAUCCGACAUCAACCUCAUCGGCCUCAGUGUCAUGGAUGUCUUGAUCGGCUUCAUCCGCCACAUGAAGAGGCUCAUGCAUCUGCCGGGACCCAGCGGGCUCCCCAGGACGGACAGCGAGAGGGAAGAGCAGCCACAGGCGGGGGGCGACACGACAGAGCAGCGCAUGCAGCUCCUGGACCGCAUUCAACAGUGCAUUGGUGGUCUCGCGACGCACGUAUACUACGCCGAUCAGAUUUCCGACAUGAUCUCGGCCAUCCUUCUCCGCCUACGACCCUCACGUUCGACAAGUACCAAUUCGUCACCCCCCGGUGAGAAGGCAGACCUUUACAGGGAAUGA